Molecule: messenger RNA, 1401 nt
Organism: Leptosomus discolor (cuckoo roller)
Lineage: Eukaryota; Metazoa; Chordata; Aves; Leptosomiformes; Leptosomidae
Source: RefSeq, a predicted model, not a curated record
AUGCGUGCAGGCUUUGAAGGGGCAGCCGGGGUGGGAUGGGGAUGCGGGUGGCGAUCUCCAGGUGGUGGGUCCACCGAUCCUCCUGCAGGCGGCGGUGAGCUGCCACCUCGCCCCCCGCAUCCCUCCAGCGCCUGUCGCCUGCAGGCUUUCAUUGCACGCCGCUGCUGUCGAAAUCACGAUCGCCUUUAUUUUGCAAUUCUCUGCCAAAAACCAAAGAGUGGAGCUGCAAAUACCCAUUACUUCUGCGUAGAUGAUGAACUUGUAUAUGAGAACUUCUAUGCAGACUUUGGACCCCUUAAUCUGGCAAUGGUCUACCGAUACUGCUGCAAGCUAAAUAAGAAGUUAAAGUCAUUUUCAUUGAUAAGGAAGAAAAUAAUUCAUUAUACUGGAUUUGAUCAGAAAAAACAAGCAAAUGCUGCAUUCCUCAUAGGCUCCUACGCAAUAAUAUACCUGAGAGAAUCUCCAGAAGACGUGUAUAGGCUUAUAUUGGCUGGAAGCGUUUCGUAUCUUCCUUUCAGGGAUGCUUCCUUUGGUACUUGCAGUUUUCAUCUGACAUUGCUGGACUGUUUUCAUGCAAUAAACAAGGCUUUGCAGUAUGGUUUCCUGGAUUUCAAUACAUUUGAUGUAAAUGAAUAUGAGCAUUAUGAAAGAGCAGAAAAUGGAGAUUUUAACUGGAUAAUACCAAACAAAUUCAUUGCCUUCAGUGGACCUCAUUCAAGAAGUAAAAUUGAAAAUGGCUAUCCACAUCAUGCUCCAGAGGCUUACUUCCCAUACUUCAGGAAACAUAAGGUCACCACUGUAAUACGCCUCAACAAAAAACUGUAUGAUGCCAAACGAUUUACAGAUGCUGGAUUUGAGCAUUUUGACCUCUUCUUUGCUGAUGGAAGCACACCUAGUGAUACUAUAGUUAAAACAUUUCUAAAUAUUUGUGAAAAUGCUGAAGGUGUUAUAGCCGUUCAUUGCAAAGCUGGUCUUGGACGAACUGGUACACUUAUUGCCUGUUACAUCAUGAAGCAUUAUCGGAUGACAGCUGCUGAAGCUAUUGCCUGGAUUAGAAUAAAUAGACCUGGUUCAGUGAUUGGACCACAACAACACUUCCUGAUGGACAAACAGGCAGAACUUUGGACAGAAGGAGAUAUUUUCCAUGCAAAGUUGAAAGGAAACUGUAAAAUUACUGUAACAAGAAUUCUGUCAGGAGUAGAUGAUAUUUCAAUUAAUGACACAAGAAACAGGAGAACCAUCCAAAAGGACAUUGAACUGUACAGUGAUGAAGAUGAAACAAACUGUGUAACACAAGGGGAUAAGCUUCGUGCUCUGAAAAGUAGAAGGCAGGCAAAAGCUCCAACUGCAUCUCCACUAAGCAGCCAAUGUGUCCCAAGGACUAGAACAGUAUUGCGUUAA